Phymastichus coffea is the source of this 978-nucleotide messenger RNA. RefSeq names its product protein D2-like. The transcript has 3 exons. The coding region runs from base 147 to 776 and encodes 209 amino acids. Lineage: Eukaryota; Metazoa; Arthropoda; Insecta; Hymenoptera; Eulophidae. The record is from RefSeq and is a predicted model, not a curated record.
CGCAAUUUUACUUAUAUCUAUCGUAAAUAUAGUUAUAAAAAAUCGUUACAAAAGUGUUGUAACGUAUAAUCACGAAUAAUUUCACUAAAAAGUGUUUCUUCGAAACAAGCGACGUUCUUUUCUAUUCUCAGUGCAAUAUUAUAGUGAUGCUCGCGUUCUCACUUAACGCAACAUCACUGAUAACAAAGAGACCUUUGAUAAGUCUUGGAUCUCGAUUACUUGCAACAAUGACUGAAGCCUUAAAGACUCAUGAAGUUAUUCCUGAUGUAAUUGACACUAUUCCAUCUGCAGUUGUCAAAGUAUCUUAUCCAAGUGGAGCUACUGUGGAUAUUGGUAAAGAGCUUACUCCAACUCAAGUCAAAGAUCAGCCAACUGUCGAAUGGGAUGCAGAUGACUCUAGCUUCUACACCCUUUGCAUGACAGAUCCUGAUGCGCCAAGCCGCAAAGAACCUAAAUUCAGAGAGUGGCAUCACUGGCUUGUCACAAAUAUUCCAGGAAAAGAUGUUUCCAAGGGUGAAGUUUUGUCCCAAUACAUUGGCUCUGGGCCACCCCCUAAUACUGGUCUUCACCGUUAUGUCUUCCUAGUCUACAAGCAGCCAAGCAAAUUAAAGUUUGAUGAAAAACAUCUCACUAAUCGUAGUGGUGAUGGGCGUAACAACUUCUCCAUCAAGAAGUUUGCCCAAAAAUAUAAUUUAGGAAAUCCAGUAGCUGGUAAUAUGUACCAAGCUGCCUUUGAUGACUAUGUGCCAAAAUUAUACAAACAGCUUGAGGGCUAAAUCAUUCUAACAAUUUUAAAGAGUAGAAAAACACUAAAGUCACAAUUGAUAUUGUGUCUUAUUUAUUUUACAUUUAAAAUGAAUUCCAGAAUUAUGCUAAAAUAAUAAUUAAGAAGUAUUUUUUAAUUCUGUGGUGACUUUAUUAUCGUUUUUCUAUAAGAUGGCUUAAAUGCACAAAUAUAUAUAUUAAUAAAUUUUUCAA